UUUUUCCGCUUCUUUCGCGAGUCUGAUUCCUCCCCAUCCUUUUCUUCCCUCCAAACGCAGGAAAUGUUUUUCCGACCGUCAGCGAGAGCCAUGGCCGCACUCUCCUCCUCUUCGUUGUUGCUCCCGCGCUCUAACCCUAACUCUGGUUCCCUGCUGCCCUCUUCCUUCAAUGGCUUGUUCUCCCUCAGGUUGUCAACUCCGAGCUCGCGGUCGCGACUCAUCGUGCGCGCCCUCUCCGUUUCGUCCACGUCUCCCAUCGAGAAGAUCAGAGUUCGGAAUCCCAUCGUCGAAAUGGACGGGGAUGAAAUGACGCGAAUUAUCUGGAGAAUGAUUAAGGACAAGCUUGUAUUUCCCUAUCUAGAUUUGGAUAUUAAAUAUUAUGAUUUAGGAAUUUUGAACCGCGAUGCUACAGAUGAUAAAGUUACGAUUGAAAGUGCUGAAGCUACACUGAAGUAUAAUGUGGCUGUGAAAUGUGCUACAAUUACUCCAGAUGAAGCUAGAGUCAAGGAAUUUGGGCUGAAGUCAAUGUGGAGGAGUCCUAACGGAACGAUUAGGAACAUAUUAAAUGGGACUGUGUUUCGGGAACCUAUUCUGUGCAAAAACAUUCCCAGACUUAUACCUGGUUGGAAGAAGCCUAUUUGCAUUGGUAGGCAUGCUUUUGGGGAUCAAUAUCGUGCAACUGAUAUGGUCAUUAAAGGUCCAGGAAAGCUGAAAAUGGUCUUUGUCCCUGAAAAUGACAAUUCACCAGUGGAGCUUGAUGUUUUCAACUUCAAAGGUGAUGGGAUCGCGAUGGCCAUGUACAACGUUGAUGAGUCUAUUCGAGCUUUUGCUGAGUCAUCAAUGUCAAUGGCAUUUGGAAAGAAAUGGCCCCUUUACUUGAGCACGAAAAAUACAAUCCUAAAAAAAUAUGAUGGCAGGUUCAAAGAUAUCUUUCAGGAGGUAUAUGAAGAAAAAUGGAAAGAGAAGUUUGAGAAAGUAUCAAUAUGGUAUGAGCAUCGGUUAAUUGAUGACAUGGUUGCAUAUGCCUUAAAAAGUGAUGGAGGUUAUGUUUGGGCAUGCAAAAAUUAUGACGGUGAUGUUCAGAGUGACUUUCUUGCCCAAGGUUUUGGCUCUCUGGGCCUAAUGACAUCAGUGUUGCUAUCUUCUGAUGGGAAGACGUUGGAGGCUGAGGCUGCUCAUGGGACAGUGACCCGACAUUAUCGUCAGCACCAGAAGGGGCAUGAAACUAGUACAAACAGCAUUGCCUCCAUAUUUGCUUGGACCCGCGGACUUGAGCACAGGGCAAAGCUCGAUGAGGAUGGCAAGCUGUUGGACUUUGUCCACAAGCUGGAAGCAGCAUGCGUUGACACAGUAGAAUCUGGAAAGAUGACAAAGGAUCUUGCCAUACUAAUUCAUGGCCCUAAGGUAUCGAGGGACUUGUAUUUGAGCACGGAAGAAUUCAUUGAUGCAGUUGCAUCUAAUCUUCAGUCAAGGAUACGGUAGUCAUUUUUGGUACCUCAAAAUGCAACCAAGGUUAAAUUCAGCAGCAGCAUAGGCCUCAAGCCUUUCCAGUUUUGGGAUAUAAUGUCAAGUGUAUGAUUUAUUUCCGCAAUCUAGGCACAGAAUGAUGUGUCUCUUUUGCUGCCGAAGGCAUACUUCCAAUAAGUUUUGUGGAUAUUUGGUUCAGUUGACUCUAAUCUUUGUUUUGCUUCUGGGCUCAGUUAUUUGGUAUUGAAGAA
This is a messenger RNA of Nymphaea colorata (pocket water lily), 1718 nucleotides long. RefSeq names its product isocitrate dehydrogenase [NADP]-like. Gene Ontology annotation, cellular component: mitochondrion. NCBI's taxonomy places the organism in Eukaryota, Viridiplantae, Streptophyta, Magnoliopsida, Nymphaeales, Nymphaeaceae. The coding region runs from base 64 to 1482 and encodes 472 amino acids. The record is from RefSeq and is a predicted model, not a curated record. The transcript has 15 exons. Gene Ontology annotation, biological process: isocitrate metabolic process. Gene Ontology annotation, molecular function: NAD binding; magnesium ion binding; isocitrate dehydrogenase (NADP+) activity.